AAAAAAAAAAAAAAGAAAGAAAGAAAGAAGAAGAUGAAGAUAUAUUUGGGUUGGUGUGUUAUUGUAGCCGUUUGUUAGAUGGUACAAGUGGCAGAGGGCCAACUAAGGGUGACGGUGACGGUCACGGUAAGGUCGUGACUGGUGAGAGGCAGCCAGGUAAGGUAAGAAUUCAGGUGAGGAGUUAAACAAAACAAACACUAACAAAACGGCUCUGCUCUGCUUCGCUUCGCAUGCGUUGGACAAUAAUUUUACAUUUACAGACAUGUAUUUAUAUAUAUAUAUAUUUACCGACGACGAAACAUGAAAAGACGCUGCUUUCUCCCUAUUUAAACAUAUAAUAAUUCUUCUUCAAAACUCUCUCUUCUCAAACACUUUCUCGUUGAUCUCAAAAGCGGGACUACAGAAUGAGUUUCAGGGAUGAUAGUGACGAUGGAAGGGAUCUUAGAAAGCCCUUUCUCCAUACUGGCAGCUGGUAUCGUAUGGGCUCAAGGCAAUCCAGUAUGAUGGGCUCAACUCAAGCCAUUCGGGACAGCUCCAUCUCCGUCGUCGCCUGUGUUCUUAUUGUAGCUUUGGGUCCUAUCCAAUUUGGAUUCACGUCUGGUUUUUCUUCUCCUACCCAAGCUGCAAUCACCAAGGAUCUUGGACUCUCAGUGUCAGAGUUUUCUCUGUUUGGCUCUUUGUCCAAUGUUGGUGCCAUGGUUGGGGCCAUAGCAAGCGGUCAAAUAUCUGAAUAUAUUGGUCGAAAAGGGUCUUUGAUGAUCGCUGCGAUUCCUAACAUUAUCGGAUGGCUUGCCAUAUCAUUUGCCAAAGAUUCUUCAUUUCUCUACAUGGGAAGGUUGUUGGAAGGGUUUGGUGUGGGGAUAAUCUCGUACGUGGUACCUGUAUAUAUAGCUGAGAUAUCACCUCAAAACUUAAGAGGCAGUCUGGGUUCAGUAAACCAGCUAUCUGUCACUGCGGGCAUAAUGCUGGCUUAUUUGUUGGGACUUUUUGUUCCGUGGAGAAUACUGGCAGUUUUGGGAGCACUGCCUUGCAUAAUACUGAUUCCUGGACUGUUCUUUAUUCCAGAAUCUCCUCGGUGGCUUGCAAAAAUGGGCAAGACAGAUGAUUUCGAGGUCUCUUUGCAAGUUCUUCGCGGUUUUGAUGCUGAUAUUUCAGCUGAAGUAAAUGACAUCAAGAGAUCUGUAGCAUCAUCAAGCAAAAGGUCAACAAUUAAUUUUGCAGAACUCAAGCAAAGACGAUACUAUAUGCCUCUCACGAUUGGAAUUGGAUUACUUGUGCUUCAGCAGAUUAGUGGAAUCAAUGGUGUUCUAUUCUAUUCAAGUACCAUUUUUGAAGCUGCUGGGGUGAAAUCAGGUAAUGCAGCAACAUUUGGUCUUGGGGCUAUUCAGGUAUUGGCUACUCUUGUGACUACAUGGUUGGUGGACAAGGCAGGCCGUAGGCUUCUCCUUAUUGUUUCCUCUGCUGGAAUGACACUUAGCCUCCUUGUCGUAGCAGUAGCAUUCUAUCUAAAGGAUGCUGUAUCGAGCGAUUCUGGUUUGUAUAGCACAAUGAGCAUCCUAUCUGUGGUUGGGGUCGUGGCAAUGGUAGUUGCCUUCUCGUUGGGUGUUGGAGCAAUUCCAUGGAUUAUAAUGUCUGAGAUUCUUCCAGUCAAUAUAAAAAGUCUAGCUGGAAGUGUAGCAACUCUUGCCAACUGGUUCACUGCCUGGGUGGUCACCAUGACUGCAAAUUUGCUCCUGAACUGGAGUAGUGGAGGAACCUUUACCAUUUACAUGAUAGUGAGUGCUUUCACUGUGAUAUUUGUGGCGAAAUUGGUCCCUGAGACAAAAGGAAGAACUUUGGAAGAGAUUCAGUCUUCCUUUAGAUAGAGGAGGAUUCCUUCCCUUUUCCUUCUCUUCCUGAUUUGGAGAGAAGCCAGUCAUUCUACCGGCGUCUUCUUCAGUCACCAACGGGUUGGUCCGUAUUUAUUAUUGUUCCGGUUAUAAUAAUAAUGUGUGAAAAAAGAUACUGUCCAUUAAUUCAAUCUUGUUCAAAGCAUUUUUAUUCA
Molecule: messenger RNA, 2044 nt
Organism: Cannabis sativa
Lineage: Eukaryota; Viridiplantae; Streptophyta; Magnoliopsida; Rosales; Cannabaceae
Product: sugar transporter ERD6-like 6
Exons: 18
Coding region: 405-1865 (486 amino acids)
Biological process (GO): carbohydrate transport; transmembrane transport
Cellular component (GO): membrane
Molecular function (GO): sugar transmembrane transporter activity
Source: RefSeq, a predicted model, not a curated record